Messenger RNA from Beta vulgaris subsp. vulgaris (sugar beet), 1083 nucleotides. RefSeq lists its product as uncharacterized. The transcript has a single exon. Bases 1 to 1083 code for a protein of 360 amino acids. The record is from RefSeq and is a predicted model, not a curated record. NCBI's taxonomy places the organism in Eukaryota, Viridiplantae, Streptophyta, Magnoliopsida, Caryophyllales, Amaranthaceae.
AUGACCUUCAAGGACAGUCACCGGCCUAUACAAACCCCGCAUGAAGACCCUCUGGUUGUCGAGAUGAAGAUAGCUAACCUUCGGGUGGGCCGCGUUUUGAUUGACAGUGGAAGUUCUGUGGAUAUAAUCACUAUGGAUUGUUUGAGGAAACUGAAAUAUGAAGAAAAAGAUCUUAUUCCCAUCGACCAGCCGCUGGUAGGUUUUGGAGGCCAAUCAGUUCACCCACUAGGCUCGGUCAAGCUACCGACACGGUUGGGGGAAAAGAAGGCAGGUCGAAAUGUCAUUGUCGAUUACCUCGUAGUCGACACCUGCCUUCCCUACAAUGUGAUCAUUGGACGACCCACUCUCAACAAAGUAAAGGCUGCCAUCUCAACGUAUCAAUUACUUUUGCAGUUCAAAGGGGAUGAUGGAAAGGUCGCUCAACUAUUCGGCGAUCAGAAAUCUGCUCGCGAGUUCUACUUCAAUAGCUUGAAAUGCAAGACGGAGGGACCCACUCGAAAGAGGAAGAGCCCCGAGCCAGAAGAGCCCCUACCUGUCAUGGGAAUCUAUGUGGCUGAUAAUCCAAAGCGGUAUGAGCGACCUCAUCCCGCCGAUCGAGAUGAAGAAGUAUGCAUUGAUGAGAGGCGGGGUCGCACGGUUCGAAUAGGGAAGCAGGUUCCCAAGGAGACCAAGGUCCAGAUCUUAGAGGUCAUAAAGGAAUUUCAGGACGUCUUCGCUUACUCCGUCGAUGAGAUGCCUGACAUUGAUCCCAAUCUCAUGGUUCAUCGACUCAAUAUUCGGGAAGGGCAUCGGCCAGUCAAGCAGAAGCUCAGGCACCAGGGAGCCGAGAGAAGUGCAGCAGCCUACGAGGAGGUGCAGAAAUUGUUGGCCGCAGGAUUCAUUCGAGAAUGUCAGUAUACUGAGUGGCUGGCCAAUGUGGUCUUAGUCCGUAAGCAAACCGGAGCAUGGAGGAUGUGUGUCGACUUCACGGAUCUGAACAAGGCCUGUCCGAAAGACGACUUCCCCCUUCCUAAGAUCUACAGGCUCGUCGAUUCGACAGCCGGUCAUGCAUUAUUCAGCUUCAUGGAUGCCAAUGCGGGAUAA